AUGGCAUACACUGGAGAGACUGCUUACAUUACGGGAGGUGCCCGUGGCAUUGCCUUGUAUCUAGCAAAGGACCUUGCAGCUAAAGGGAUGAAGGUAGCGCUGGCCGAUUUCAAUUUUGAGGGCGCACAGAAUGCUGCAAAGGAGCUCAAUGCCUCUGGCCACGUUGCCAUUGCCAUUCAAGUAGAUGUAGGAGACUGGGAGUCGCAGAAAACGGCCUUUGAGACAGCGGUGCAGGCUUUCGGUCGGAUCAACUACGUAUUUCCAAUUGCAGGUAUCACUGAACGGCCAUGGCUGCCUUUCCAACCCUGCGAAGAGAAAUAUGUAAAGCCGGAUUUAUCCGUGAUGGAUGUGAAUGCCACGGGUGCAUUAUACACCUGUGCUCUGGGGGUUCAGCAUUUUCUAAGACAGAAGCCUGAUAAAUACGGCUUUCGAGGAAAAGUCAUCAUUGUGGCAUCUGCUUGUGGCUUUUACUACAUACCAAGUCUCCCCGUGUACACGGCCUCGAAACAUGCUGUCGUUGGCUUUGUCCGUACAUAUGGCCGACACUCUACUGCUGAGCAGAUCACCAUCAAUGCAGUGUGCCCCACCAUCGUUAAGACCGGCAUCUCGGUUGGUGAGUUUUACGAUAAGGCAGAAGCAAAGGGCCUGCUAGUAAGCAUUGAGCACUUGGUGGAGGGCGUCGAAUCUCUCUUGGGAGAUUGUCAGACCUCUGGGGAGGCGCUUGAGGCAUUGCCUGGUACCGGCGGGCUUAGGAUUAAAGAACGAGCGGAGUACACCAAUGAUGGGUGCCGUGAGAGCGUGGAGAUGACCGAGGAAAGGACUUUCAAUGCUUUCAAGGCUCUUAGAACUAAGUCGCAGCAGUAA
This is a messenger RNA of Thyridium curvatum, 864 nucleotides long. RefSeq lists its product as uncharacterized. Gene Ontology annotation, cellular component: cytoplasm. The transcript has 5 exons. The record is from RefSeq and is a predicted model, not a curated record. Gene Ontology annotation, molecular function: oxidoreductase activity, acting on the CH-OH group of donors, NAD or NADP as acceptor. Lineage: Eukaryota; Fungi; Ascomycota; Sordariomycetes; Thyridiales; Thyridiaceae. The coding region runs from base 1 to 864 and encodes 287 amino acids.